Molecule: messenger RNA, 602 nt
Organism: Lepus europaeus (European hare)
Lineage: Eukaryota; Metazoa; Chordata; Mammalia; Lagomorpha; Leporidae
Gene: NDUFB6
Product: NADH:ubiquinone oxidoreductase subunit B6
Exons: 4
Coding region: 108-494 (128 amino acids)
Biological process (GO): mitochondrial electron transport, NADH to ubiquinone; mitochondrial ATP synthesis coupled electron transport
Source: RefSeq, a predicted model, not a curated record
AACCGCGCGCCGCUCCCAGGCGUCCUCGCAAGGUCGCUCUGCGGAAGGCGACCGCGCAUCAGUGACAAGAACCCGGUUUGGGGGUGCGCCGUGUCACCAGCGGCGGCAUGUCGGGGUACACGCCGGAUGAGAAGCUGCGGCUGCAGCAGCUGCGAGAGCUGAGAAGGCGAUGGCUCAAGGACCAGGAGCUGAGCGCUCGGGAGCCUGUGCUGCCCCCGCAGAGGACGUGGCCCUUGGAGAGCUUCUGGAACAAGUUUUUGCAGAACGAGGCCCCUUGGAGGAACGUGGUCUAUAAGGUAUACCGGCACAGCAUCUUUGCUUUCACUCAUGUACUUAUACCUGCCUGGAUUAUUCAUUAUUAUUUCAAAUAUCAUGUGAAUACAAAACCAUAUGCCAUCGUUCAAAGGAAGCCCAGAAUAUUCCCAGGUGAUACAAUUCUGGAGACUGGAGAAGUAAUUCCACCAAUGAAAGAAUUUCCUGAUGAACACCACUGAAGAUUAAUUAAAAUUCAAAGGUGUAUGAGCCCAAGUUUGUUCUUCCACCACCAGAUUUACUGAAUACAUUUUCUGGACUAAUAACUUAAAUAAAGCUGACUUUCAGAG